This is a messenger RNA of Peronospora matthiolae, 570 nucleotides long. The record is from the annotation of a GenBank genome assembly. Lineage: Eukaryota; Oomycota; Peronosporomycetes; Peronosporales; Peronosporaceae.
AUGAUCCCUACUGAACGCGCAUCUCUUCCGAGAUGGCCGAAGGGAUUGACACCUUGCAAUCCCUGUACUCGCGUUCGGGAAGGUCGUUUUCCGACGGCCCUUCUUCAAACGCAGCGGGUGGGUCUCGUCGUACUGCUCGAUGAGACCAAGGACAUCAACAAUCAGCUGGGCACGAGGCUCCCAGCUAUCUCACGCCGGUGGAUAGCCAUACUAGAGGACGGGGGUAACUCGUCCGGACGCCAUUCACAUCGCGGUGGUUCAAAAUGCGAUUUACUAGGAAGCGUUGACCACCGCUUGAGUCCACCAAAGGAUGUGGUGGAGGUGGGAACACCUGAUCCAGCUCGAGGGUCGGAUCAAUUUGAACUUUAUGUUCAAGAGCUGAACCGUCUCACGGAACAGUUGCAAGAUGACCUGGCUCAUGAACGGUCUCGGCGUUAUGGGCUUGAGGAUCUUGUAAGGGAUAAUUACAAUUCCCUAACGCACGAUCGUUCGGACGAUCGUGCCGCUUUUUCGUUUGCGCAACUUGAGAACGGACGUUCGACUCUUUUCUUCGUGAAGAGCUGGCUGUAG